CGGUGAGCGGAGAGACGGACCACACGAACCACUGGCGAUAAAAAAAAAAAAACAAUAGACUGAACGUUUUUGUUUCCGUGGGGGCCUGUUCUUCUCCUGUGGACUAACGUUGCGGGGAGUUUUAUUUAACGGUUACAGACGGACAGAGAGGGUCAGACAGGCUGUCCACCAUGUCGGGGAGCAGGGAGGAGGAGAGGAGGAAACUGGCCGACAUCAUCAACCACUGGAACGCCAACCGGCUCGACCUGUUCGAGAUCAGCCGGCCCACAGAGGACUUGGAGUUCCAUGGCGUGAUGCGGUUCUACUUCCAGGACCGGGUUGCCGGUAACUUCGCCACAAAGUGCAUCAGAGUGUCCAGCACAGCGACAACGCAGGAUGUCAUUGAGACGUUAGCUGAGAAGUUCAGACCAGACAUGAGGAUGCUCUCUUCUCCAAGAUAUUCUCUGUAUGAGGUCCAUGUCAGUGGCGAAGAGCGUCAGCUAGACCUGGAUGAGAAGCCUCUUGUUGUUCAGCUGAACUGGAACAAAGACGACAGAGAAGGACGCUUUGUCCUGAAGAAUGAGAACGACAUCCUUCCCAAGAAGAGUCAGAGUAAUGGUCCGGAGAAGGAGAAGGAUGGAGUGAUCCAAAACUUCAAGAGGACUUUGUCCAAGAAGGAGAAGAAGAAGGAAAAGAAGAAGGAGAAGGAGUUCGCCCGGAUCCCUGAUGGAGACGAGCAGGCGCUCAACCGGGAGGACGGGGAAAACAGCCGUCUGGCGGCAGAGGUUUACAAGGACAUGCCUGAGACCAGCUUUACCAGGACAAUCUCCAACCCAGAGGUGGUGAUGAAGAGGAGACGCCAGCAGAAACUGGAGAAACGCAUGCAGGAGUUCAUGAGCAGUGAUGGGAGGCCGGACUCGGGAGGCACUUUGCGGAUAUACGCUGACAGUCUGAAGCCCAACAUCCCGUAUAAGACCAUCCUGCUCUCGACAAGAGACACGGCUGACUUUGCAGUGGUGGAGGCGCUGGAGAAGUACGGGCUGGAGAAGGAGAACCCCAGAGAGUACUGCAUCGCCCGGCAAGAAGACAAGUCGGGCAAGGAGGCGAUCCUGGAUGAUACAGAGUGUCCACUGCAGAUCUUCAGGGACUGGCCUGCUGACAGAGGAGCGCUAGUGUUCCAGCUGAAGAAGAGACCCCCAGACUACCAGGGGAGGAAGGGAAGGAAAAUAGAUGACAAGGGCCUGCGAGGGAAGGACAGCAGCAGUUCCCUGCCCCCGGAAAAACUGCCUUACCUGGUGGAGCUGAGCCCAGGGCGAGGGAAUCACUAUGCCUACUACGCCUAUCGGCACCAUGAAGAUGGGUCUGACUCGCGGGACAAACCAAAGCUGUACCGACUUCAGCACAGCAUCACUGAGGUCGGCUCAGAUUGCACAGAGGACGGCGCCAUCCAGCUGGUAGGUCCAGGGAUUUUGCCCCACCACUGCAACCUCAUGCACAGUGAAGGUAUGGUGACUGUGACGCCGCACGGCCCAGACGCCGACACCUUUGUCGACGGGCAACGAAUUACAGAGACAACGGUGCUGCGUUCGGGCUCCACCCUCCAGUUUGGUUCUGCACAUGUCUUUAAGUUUGUGGACCCGAUGUUCGACCAGGGAGGGAAGAGAGAACCAACCUCUAUGAUGAGGAGCCGGCACAAAUCUGGCAGUGUACCAGAAACCACUUUCGACCUUCACGGAGACGUCCACAGUGGAGCUGCCCUGCCUACCAGCAAGAGCUCAGGAAAGCUGGAGAUGGAGAGAGGCAUGGUCAAACCCAUGAUCAGAGGAGAGCAGCAGGACAACAGGUCUCAGGACGUUUCUGCCGACAGAGCAGAUUUGACUCUGCCAGCCGGCAUAGAGUUCAGAGACAACUCUGAAGACACCUUCCUGUCAGCCAUAAUCAACUACACCAACAGCUCCACGGUCCACUUCAAACUCUCACCCACUUAUGUCCUGUACAUGGCCUGCCGCUACAUCCUGUCGCCUUCUUACCGGCCUGACAUGUCGCCGUCUGAGAGGACCCAUAAGGUCAUAGCCAUCGUCAACAAGAUGGUGAGCAUGAUGGAGGGAGUCAUUCAGAAGCAGAAGAACAUUGCAGGAGCGCUGGCUUUCUGGAUGGCCAACGCCUCAGAGCUGCUCAACUUUAUCAAGCAGGACCGAGACCUGAAUCGCAUCACGGUGGAUGCCCAGGACCUCCUCGCCCAUCUGGUUCAGAUGGCUUUCAAGUACCUGGUCCACUGUCUCCAGGCUGAUCUGAACAACUACAUGCCUGCCUUCCUGGACGACCCCGAGGAACAUAAUCCACAGAGACCCAAGAUCGAGGACGUCCUGCACACCCUGACGGGGGCGAUGUCACUACUGCGGCGGUGUCGGGUCAACGCCGCUCUGACCAUCCAGCUCUUCUCGCAGCUCUUCCACUUCAUAAACAUGUGGCUCUUCAACAAGCUGGUGACGGACACGGAGUCAGGGCUGUGUUGUCACUACUGGGGGGCCAUCCUACGACAGCAGCUCAGCCACAUUGAGGCCUGGGCUGAGAAACAGGGUCUGGAGCUCGCCGCCGACUGCCACCUCAGUCGAAUUGUACAGGCCACCACCCUGCUGACCAUGGACAAAUACUCUAUGCAGGAUGUGCCGAACAUCCAUAACACCUGCUUCAAGCUCAAUUCCCUGCAGCUCCACGCUCUCAUGUCCAACUACCAUUGUGCCCCAGACGAGCCUUACAUCCCGCCUGAGCUGAUCGACCACGUGGUGGCAGUGGCAGAAAAUACAGCCGACGAGCUGGCGAGGAGUGAUGGGAGAGAGGUUCAGCUGGAGGAGGAUCCAGACCUCCAGCUGCCCUUCCUCCUUCCUGAAGACGGCUACUCCUGCGAUGUGGUGCGCAGCCUCCCCAACGGCCUGCAGGACUUCCUGGAGCCGCUGCUGCAGAGAGGUUUUUGUAGGUUAGUGCCCCAUCCCCGUUCGCCCGGUACCUGGACCGUCCACUUUGAAGGAGCUGACUGUGAAAGCAACUUCUCUGCUGCUGACAAUUCAGAGAUGCCAAUGAGGAAAGAUCCGGAGGUUGUCACAGUAACCCUGAAGAAGCACAAAGGCAUGGGCCUCAGCAUCGUGGCUGCCAAGGGUGCUGGUCAGGAGAAGCUGGGCAUCUACAUCAAGUCUGUUGUCAAAGGAGGAGCAGCUGAUGUGGACGGUCGUUUGGCUGCAGGUGACCAGUUGUUGAGCGUGGAUGGGCGCAGUCUGGUCGGCCUAUCACAAGAGAGGGCAGCCGAGCUGAUGACGAGAACGGGCUCAGUUGUGACUCUGGAGGUCGCCAAGCAGGGAGCCAUUUACCACGGACUGGCUACACUCCUCAACCAGCCCAGCCCUAUGAUGCAAAGAGCAUCAGACCGAGGCCGCGACAAGAACGGGAAACUUCGACCAAAGAGCGAAGGCUUUGAGUUGUACAACAGCUCCGUGCAGAACGGGUCUCCGGAGAGUCCGCAGGCUGGCUGGGAUUCUUACCCCGAACCAAAGAAGAUGAGCAGCGAAGAUCGACUUCUCAAGAACCGAGCUGACCAUCGUUCCAGCCCCAACGUAGCCAAUCAGAGCCAGAGUCCUGCAGGAAAAGCGGUGUACCCCGGAGGACCUGGCGCUAAGAUCACCUCCGUCUCUACCGGCAACCUGUGUGCAGACGAUGAGCCCUCCCCUCCCCGUCCAGAGGCCUACCCCAUCCCCACCCAGACCUACCAAAGGGAGUACUUCACCAUCCCGGCCUCGAAGAGCCAGGACCGGGUUGUCGGUCCUGGCCAGGUGCCCUCGCAGCACUGGCAAGGCAUGGACGACAGAGACCGCCCCCCUAUGGUUGACAGCAUCCACAACAGCAUGCAGCGCGUUAACCACUCCCAGGAGGAGUUGUACCCCCCACCAGGAGUUCUGAGGCCAGAUGAGCGCAUGCAGCAGCACUACCAGCAGGACUACCGGGACAUGGACUACCAACACCGAGAUCUUGACUACCAGAGAGGACCACCAGGAGGAGGUCCUGACCACUGGGCCCCACAGCCACAAGUGUCCUCCUCAUUGGAGUCUUCCACAUCUAGCCAGGAACAUCUCAACUUCUCAGCUUCCUCCUCAUCCUCCAACAAGACCCAGAACCAGAAGACUGGGCCGGGCCGAUGGAAGACGCCCAACGCCCCUCACGCCGCGCCGCCACAUCCGGCCCAGCCGCCGUCCCGUUCUGACCUGCCCCCUCCUCCGCCCCCACCACCAGCCCCUUACCCCGACCCUUUCGACCCCUACGACCCCCAACCUGACCUACCGCUCCCGCCUCCUCCCGCUUCCGUCCCUCCCAUAACAGCCCAGCAGGCCGCUGACCGCAAGAAACGUGAGGAGCAGCAACGCUGGUAUGAGAAGGAGAAAGCUCGGCUGGAGGAAGAGAGGGAGAGGAAGAGGAGAGAGCAGGAGAGGAAGCUGGGUCAGAUCCGGGCCAACCCCGUCAUGCCCGUCCAACCUCACAACAACGGAGGAUCCAUGCCUCCUCCUUCUCACCACCAGCCCCCUCUGCCCUCUGUGACCCCGCCCCAGCCCUACCUCCCUCCACAGUCUCAGCCCCAGCCUCCCCCACCCAGGCCGGAGAAGCUCGCCAGCCUGCCGCGGUCAGCUGUUCCUCCCCCUGCCAGUGCCUCCAACCCUGCUGGCAUGGACACGGUGAUCAGGGAGCUUUUACCGCAGCAGCAGCCGCGGACCAUCGAGAGGCGAGACCUGCAGUACAUCACCAUCAGUAAGGAGGAGCUAACGUCCAGCGACAGUCUGUCUCCUGACCCCUGGAAACGAGACGCCCGUGAGAAGGCAGAGAAACAGCAGCAGCUUCACAUCGUAGACCUGCUGGACAAGGAGAUCCAGGAUCUCCAGGCGAAGCCCGAGCGAACGGCGGAAGAAAGCGACCGCCUCAGGAAGCUGAUGCUGGAGUGGCAGUUCCAGAAGCGUCUGCAAGAGUCCAAGCAGAGCGACGAAGAUGAGGAGGAGGAGGAUGACGAGGACGUGGACACCAUGAUGAUCAUGCAGAGGCUGGAGGCCGAGAAGAGAGUCAGGUUGCAGGACGAGGAGCGACGACGUAAGCAGCAGCUGGAGGAGAUUCGUAAGCGGGAGGCGGAGGAGCGAGCAAAGCAGGAGGAGGAGAGGAGGUGGAGGGAGGAGGAGAGAGCCAGACGAGAGGCUGAGGAGAAGAGGAGACAGGAGGAGGAGUACUACAAUCGCCUGGAGGCCGAGCGGCGCCGGCAGCACGAUGAGGCUGAGAGAAAGCUGCUGACGCCUGACGAGCCGGCCGGUCUGUAUCGGCCCCCUCUACCCCGGGAAUACCAACCCCCCGCCCCCCAAAACCCUACUAACACCCCCCCGCCCCCCCCACAGAGAAACACCUCCUACCUCAAAACCCAGGUCACCUCCCCUGACACGCUCUACACCGCCAAGUUUGUGUCCUACGCGGGCGAUGAGGAAGACGAGGAGGAAGGGACGGAAGCCACCAAAGCAGGAAGUGGCGGCGGCUAUCAAUCAGGUCAGGUGAAGCUGUCGGCGACCCGGAAGUCGUACGGCGACCUCCCGGCCACCGCCUCAACCAAUCACAACAAGCCUCAGCCGCCGCCCACUGCGCGCAAACCCCGCCCUGUUUCUGACGGCAUCUUCCUGUCUAGCUCGUUCCAGCCGCCAGUCAACAACUCCAACAGUACAGGUCCCCCCCUUCCUGCCAAACCCAGCUCCAUCCCCCCAGGAGGCUAUAAAGGAUUUAACUCGUACACUGGAAACUCAGCAGGAGUUGUAGGAUCAGGUGAAGUCUACAACGACCCACGAGACAAAUGGACGAAGAGUCAGGAGCAGGAGAACUCGAUCCCCAGCGGCGCUCCGGAGAGUCUGACCUUCAAGGAGCGCCAGCGUCUCUUCUCUCAGGGGAAGGAGGUUUCCAACAAGGUCAAAGCUUCACGCAAACUCAUGGAGCUGGAGAACGAGCUCAACACCAAGUAGACACCGAGCCUUUCACCAUCCCAGCGACCGCCUUAACGAUGACAUCACCAAGGUGCUCCUGGGACAAAAGAAGAGAGUCGGCGCUCGCUUCCCUACCACUGACCGUCUCCUCCUGUUUGUGUUGUUCCCACCUUUUUUAUUUUAAUCAUUCAAUAACUGGACCUUUUCGACGUAGCUAUAUCGUUGCAAUAGGAGAGACAUUUAUGGCUUAAAAUUUUCUUCCCCUCGUUAAGGUCUGUCAAAGAUAUAUAAUGAUAAAGCACUGUAAAAAAGUUUUAAUUGUAUCUAGUGAGAAUUUGAGAAUCACAUGACAAAGGGGGAUAUAUUUUUUUUUUUAUGAAAUGGUUCUUUGGGCAACGUAAGGAGAGGUUUAUUCUCAUUUUGUUUUUUUAAAUAACUCACUAAAAUAUGAACAAUUUUAUGUUAUUUUAUGCUCUUGCCAGCAGAAAUGCCCACAGUUGAGCUCCAGACCAAUCUUUUAUUUUUAUUUUAUUAUUUUUUAAUUGAAUCCUCAGUGAGUGGAAACACUGUUAUUUUCAUUCCGUAGCAAGAAAGCAUGGGGUUUUAUUUUGUUUUAUCUUUUGUGAUGUUUUAGAUAAACUCUGAAAGAUUCUCCAGAGGAGGAUCGUACAGUCCAGAGAAGGAUCUUUAAUUGCACAGCAUUACUGUAAAUAUUUGGGUUCACAGCUGUCUCACUCUUUUACUACUGUAGAAACCUGCCAGGCUACUAAAAACUGCAAAACUAAUGUGACUUAACCGCAUUUUGGUGAUAGAACAGGAACUUCUGCUAAAACUGGACCGCCUCCCCCGCUGCUCCUCACUGUCAGUGCAGUUCAAAAUGUUCCAAAAUCUGAGUUAACUUUAUUUUAAAUCUAAAAGUCAAGUUGUGUGAGAUUAAUUUGACUGAUUGAACCCUAUAUUCAAGCCAGAAAAAGGAUUUAUUUCACUCACAAUGUGAUUAAUUAAUGUUGGUUUUCAGAAUAAAAGAAAAAGAAAUUAAAACUACUCUUUAAGUCCUUGUUUGCUUUACAGAUAUUUAUUUCAAACCUUGUGGGGGGGGGGGCAUACUUGCACAAAAACUUUUAUUAAUAUGUAUCUACAAACUGUUUUGAGAAGUGGAUUACAUUUGGGACCUCUCGUACUGUGGUGGUGAUCUGUGUUCUUCUGCAUUAGAGACAGAAAAGUGCUCUGUUUUUACACCAGCUGUAGUUCGGGGAGAUCCUGAUGAUGGCUUUUUUUUUUUUUGUUUUUUUUUUAAGGACUGGAGUCAAGGUGACAGAAUUGUGAUUGUACAAAUAUAUAUACACAAUUUCCAUAAUCACAUUCACCACCACCGCUGCUGCUCUGCUGACAUGGAAAAGGAACGCACUUCAAACCCCGGUGUGUCCCCCAGUUUAAAAAAAAACAAAAAAAACAAAAAAAGAUUUUUAAAAUAUAGUGAUGUUUCAAAUGUAUCUCUCUUCUGCAGUUUGUUUGAGUGACUCCAUCCUGUGUGUGGAUUUAUUUCAUUUUGUCUCUCCAGGAGCCUCCACUAAAACAGAUUCUACAUGAUGAGAUAAGAUGCUGUAAUCAAUAACCGACCUGUAAAAACACUACAGAUGUGUCUCCUCGCCUCUCUACCCCCACAACUACUCCUUUUUAGGUUUGAAAAUUAACUGAAUCAUUUAAAUGGUUUCAUGUUUAGCCUUUUGUAAAUCAUUAAUAAAUACAGAUUUUUCAACAGUG
Molecule: messenger RNA, 7733 nt
Organism: Micropterus dolomieu (smallmouth bass)
Lineage: Eukaryota; Metazoa; Chordata; Actinopteri; Centrarchiformes; Centrarchidae
Gene: afdna
Product: afadin, adherens junction formation factor a
Exons: 37
Coding region: 171-6008 (1945 amino acids)
Biological process (GO): regulation of protein localization; signal transduction
Cellular component (GO): adherens junction
Molecular function (GO): cell adhesion molecule binding
Source: RefSeq, a predicted model, not a curated record